CAGGCACUGCCUUCUUUGGAAACAGCGUCUGACGCCUGCAAGCCCCACUUCUGUGGGGUGAAGUGUUUCUCCUCCAACAUCCAUCACUAAUAGAAUCGUAACACUGUGUCAUCGUUCUGACCACAUGCAACGGGAAACUAUGCACCAGAAACUCCUCCGAGGCAGCGGCUCUGUCGCAUUUGUCUUUUAUAUGCAUUGAUACCCAUGAAUUACACUCAGUAAAGUUCCAAGUUUUAUUUGAUUUGCAGACGAAGAUUUGUGGUGAUGGCUUGCAGGGCCAUGAACAAAAGAAAACACGUGGGACUUCAACAACUCUCAUCAUUUGCAGAAGCAGGAAGAACUUUCCUAGGCCCACUAAAAUCAUCCAAAUUUGUUAUAGACGAAGAGUGUCACGAAAGUGUGUUAAUCAGUUCGGCCGUGAGGCUUCUUGAAAACUUGGAUUUAUCGAGCGCGGUGGGACAGCUUCUCAGCGAAGCAGUGCAAGCGCAGAAUAAGAUGUACAGAACGGGAAGCAGCACUCUGCUGUUUCUUGCCGGGGCGUGGAGCAGGGCCGCUGAGGAGUGUCUGCAUCUGGGCGUCCCCGUUUCCUUAAUCGUGUCUGUUAUGUCAGAAGGUUUGAUCUCCUGCAUUGAGGAAGUCUCUUCCCUUCAGGUACCUGUCCACCGUGCAUCUGAUCACACAGACGACACCCAGAUGUUUUCUGGACUUGGAUCCCGUAGUGUCAGUUUACAUUCUUUUCUACCAAUCCCCCCAGACACUGGUUUGAUACAGAAAGAGAAUGAUCUCGGAGACGUUGCCUCUCCGUCAGUGACCAUUUCCAGUGUUCCUGGGAGACCUGUGAAAUCAGCUAACCUUUGUAGAACUCAGGCUAAGGUUGAAGCAGAUGAAAACACACAAACUCCUCAGACUCUGAGAAAUCGUCUGUGUGCAGACACACGCUGCAGAAAGCCAGCACUAAUCCACAGUAGGCACUUUAAUAGGGUGGAUGAGAAUCAAUGGACAAGCAAACCAGAUGGGUUUCUGGAACAUCAGGGUGCGGCCACUCCCCACACUUACAGAUGUAAGGACUUGGCAGAGUUGGAGGCAGGUCUGAGCCACGGAGAUCGCAGCAGCAUGGAAUUAGUAGACGCAGCAGCGCGGCUGCAGUGCCAGAACGCAGAUGUGCAGCGAGGCCGCUGUGCCGCGCCCUGGACGUUUGACAUUUCAGGAGUCUUCACCUGCUGUUUACCGGGCUUACCCGAAACUUUGUCUUGCGUCUGUCCAGGCUAUGUCACUGUUGUUUCAACAUCCAGGACUGCUCUGAUUGAGGAGUUACAGAAUCAGCUUCUGCGGGUAGCUCUCAUUGAGGGUGACCUCACCGAGAAUUACCGCCACCUGGGAUUCAAUAGAUCUGCCAACGUGACAACGGUGUUGGAAAGCGUGAAGGUUCACCAGGCCAGCUCAGAAGAACUGUGGACAGAUCAGGUAUUACAGGUCUUAGUCAAGUUCAAUGUGAAUCUCGUCCUGGUGCAAGGCAGUGUAUCUGAACACGUAACUGAAAAAUGCAUGCACAGUAAGCGCUUGGUGAUUGGGUCGGUGAAUGGCAGUGUGAUGCAGGCUUUUGCCUUGGCUUCCGGAGCACAGCAGGUGGCCUACAUUACUCAGGUGACGGAAGCCUGUGUGGGCAGUGGGGUGUGUGUGGCCUUCUGGAGAAGCAUGCCCUCGGGUGUCAAUACGGUCAACAGCAUGGCAAUCACGUUGAAAACAGAAGGAAUGAAUUUGGUUACAGUAGUGCUCACUGGCCCAGUCACGGCACAGAUGCAAACCAAGGAAGAUAGGUUCUGGACUUGCGCGUAUCGUCUGCACUAUGCUCUGAAAGAGCAAAAGGUCUUCCUUGGAGGUGGUGCAGUUGAAUUUUUGUGCCUUAGCCAUCUUCAAAGUCUCGUGAGGCAACCUCUGAAUAAAGGAAUCCAAGUCUGUUCGGGAGGGCUUCAUAACACUUCCUCUUGGCUGGCCUCAUCGCUGGCACUCUACAGACCGACGGUGCUGAAGUGCUUGGCCAGCGGCUGGCACAAAUACCUUUCAGCCCUCAUGUACAACACUGCCCGUUCCGCCUCAGAAUUUGAAGCCAGCGCAUUCAUUCAACACCACCUACAAAGUGCCACAGACUCUGGCUCGCCUUCAUCUUACAUCUUGAAUGAAUAUAGUAAACUAAAUAGUGGAAUUUUUAAUUCAGGCAUUUCAAAUAAAGUGGAACAGAUUCCAAGAGUUUAUGACGUUGUUACACCAAAGACUGAGGCAUGGCGCCGAGCUCUGGAUUUAGUUCUGUUAGUGCUUCAGACAGACAGUGAAAUUAUUACCGGGCUUGGACACACACAGCUAAAACCACAGGAAGCAGAGGACUUUUUGUUUUUGUAGUGUUAUUGGCUAAGUCUUUGGGAAGUAAUCUUUUGUAAUAUGUCAUGCUAAUAAGUUCUCUAGUACCAGGUCGUAGUGCCUGAAAUGCUGGCUUUACCAAAAAGAAAAUAAUUGAUGUCCAUCAAUGACCAUGCAGGGUGUAAGAUUUCACCAUACUUACAAGCUAACGAGUUAGCCUGUUCCUGUUUUGUGUGCUACUACAGAAUACACGAGACACUUGGGUCAGAGACAGAGAACUUUUAUGACUCAUUGCAAAAGCAGUCGCAAGAGGUCGUGUUGGUUUGUCCCAUAAGAGCCACGCAAAGGAGAGGGACACUGAGCUUGGGAUAGCCAUUCCUUUUAUAAUAAGCAGAAGCAAUCGUAUUCUUUGUCCAAGGGGCGUUGUUACCUCAUGCCUCAAGGUUGCUCAUUGUAAACACAAGCCCGAGACAUGGACCCGGUAAAGAUAGGUCAGGUGCCGGCAUUCAUGGCAUUCCCAGAAAGCACGCAGUGUUGCUCAGGGCACAUAGUGGGUCACCUCUUGCAACGAUUCGUUCCUCAACCUGACACGUUCAUAGUCAAACUGGAAUUUUCAGGUGAGUAUGCCACUCAUUCAUUAGCCGUUCUGGUUGGUCUGACGAGGAGGUUGUUUAGUCAAUACCAAAUCCAUUCAGUAGGUCUCAUAUACCAGUGAAUUAUGGCUAUAUCAGCAGACCGAGCAGCAGGAUGGUGCCAGUCUGCAAUACUGACCUGUCAUGUCCUCCAGGGUCUUGAAUUUACUUGCCUGUGAAUUCCAAGGACCAGUAGAUCUUUUCAUUAGCCAGAAUCUAGUCUAAGAGCAAAAUUCUCCCUUAUGACCCACGUGAGGGAGUUUUGACUGACUUGCUGAUCUUUAGUGUCAUUGCCAAAAGUUACAGGAGGCAAUAGAUGGGCCAAAAAGCAACCCCACCCCUAAUGGAGAGACCCUUCCGUGGCCCGUUUUCCCCACGUACGAGCAUGUAGCCCCGAAGUCCAGGUCACUGUACUUCGGGAUUUGUUGUUCACCCUGAUUUGAAUCACAGUUACACAGAUUUGAUUAAGUCACGGAGGUAGUGUCACCAAGUAGUUGAAGCCGUAGUCGCCGUGUGUGGCGAAAUCCAAGGCAGUUCAGACUUGAGGAGAAGCACAUGAUUAGUCAACUUGAAGCAGUGUUGUCCUGGCCGUUUGCGCGUGUUCACACCUGGGCGCUGCCAUCCAUGUUAUCGUGUGCUGCCUGGAGUACUGAAGAAGAGUCUCACUAAGGUGUUGAGUCCCCUUUCCGGUGGUGGGAGGUCAAGGAGACAGCAUUUGUCUAUGUGACUCACAGAGAGAUUGAGGGUUGUGAAUCUGUCCAGGUGAUCCUGAGAAACGUUACUUGGCAAACAGGCUUCUGAAUUUCUAUCUGAGUUUAUCAGCCACUCCUACUCGUACAGGUAGGUAACGCCGGUCAAGUAGAUAACGGCCAUAGUCUAGACCAUUGAGACAGGCUCCUAACUUGUCAACCACCAGGAUGUUGUCUGUCUGGUACCCCCCUUAUCCACAGAGGAUGCGUUCCAAGACCCCCAGUGAGUGCCUGAAGUCACAGAUGGUACUGAACCCGAUGUACGCUUUUUCCUUAAAGCAGCUGAGGUCAGAGGGAGGGUGAAGGAGCGAUGGAGAUGUAGAGAGAGGGCAAGAGCAUCUUCAUGCUGGUAAGCGACGCCUCGCAUUUACUCUUGGCUUUUGAUCAGCUGCCCAACUUGUGCCAGACACACUUGUGUCUUCGGUUUACUCAGUGCUAUUUCCUCAUUGCUGACAGCGUUGUUUGAGCUUUGGGGACCCCUUGGCGCCACAGCCACAGCCCGAUUUCUUCCCUGCUGGGCUGUGGGGUAUGCUGCCUCGUUACGUUACAUCCUUCUUCCUCCCACCCGGAGGUGAGUGAGCAACGACCACGAGGCUGGUUCCCUGUGUUCACCCACCUCUCACUGCUCAGCCUCCAAACUUUUCUCAGUAGGUAGGACCUGGGAGGGGCAGGGGGCUAUCUCUCUUCCCCCUUUCCCACAACUCGAGUGAAUGCAUGCAGUGCUGGAUCCCCAAGAGUCUUAUAUCUCUUAACCCAGCCCAUCGAGGCCCUCCUCUUUUCCAGAAAACCAUCCAAAAAACUGCAAAAUCUGAGGUUUCACCCUGUUUCCAAGCAAACAAGUUAGACUUAGAAUGUCAUGGGAUACUGGCAGAAGAUACAAGAUUCCUGGGUCAGAGACAGGGCUGUCCAGUAGCCAGAGCUUCGUGUUGGUUUGUGUUGGUUCCCUGUGCUGCCGAGUCCCACGGAUGACAAGGAGCCCAGGUGAAUACUCGCACACACAGUAGGUUGUGCUGCAGGAGAGGAACACCCCGCUCAGGGCAUUUACAGCAUUUAUAGGAAGCAGCACUAAGCCUGUUCUUUGUAGGCAGAUAUUACAUCAUCAUCCAAAGUUGCUCCCUGUAAAACGUCCCUGAGAAAAGGCCUGGAAAAAGAGCACAAUACCCAGCAAGAAGAAGCAGGAAUGCUCAGAGCCCAUGCAGACUGCCUUUCCCAGCACAGCCUUUUGCUACUUAUAAUUGAACAUCAGGAGAACCGAAUUAUGUGUGUAGUUUUUAGAAUUGAAUAUUAGAGUUGCUCUGGGAAAAUAAUAAUGGUGGUAAUUAAGAUGCCUGCCAUGUUCCAGGCACUCUCCUAAAUUCCUUACCUAUUGUAUUAAUCUGCUAGGGCUGCCAUAACAAAGUAUCGGCUUAAACAACAGAAAUUUACUAUUUUCUUACAAUUCUGGAGGCUGGAAGUCUGACAUCAAGAUGUAGGCGGGGUCGGUUUCUUCUGAGGCCUCGCUUCUUGAUUUGUAGAUGGCCGUCUUCUCCCUGUGUCGUUACAACACCUUCCCUCUGUAGCUAUCUGUGUCCAGAUUCCUCUUCUAGUAAGGACCUGGUCAUAUCGGAUUGGGACCCUCCCUAGUGACCUCAUUUUAACUUAUUACCCCCUUUACAGGCCCUUUCUCCAAAGACAGUACAUUCUGAGGUCCUGGGGGUUAGGGCUUCAACGUAUACAUUCUGGGGGAGACACAGUUCAGCCCGUAAGACAGAUGUUAUUUCAGUCUUUGCAACAUCUCUCUUCUCCACUUUAUUGAUGAGGAAAUGAGUUUAGGAAGGUAAGAGACUGGUCAAGGCUCUCACAGCUACGGUAGUAGGGGUAGCGCUGGAAUGGAACUAAGAUUUUAUCUGGCUCCAGAGUUCGUAUUUCUAACCAUUAAUUGUGACAAGUUUUUAUUUCCUGUUAUGGUAACAGCAACAAAACAAGAAAAGAGAAUGUCUGGUUUAUUUAUAGGGCUACUUAUAUGUAUUAGAAAAUGGAAUUGGAUUAUCCUCAUGUUUUGGUAAAAGAAAAUCAUUUUCGGUUUAAUUGGUGUCUUAAAUGUGAUCACGUGAAAACCUUGCACAAAUAAUCAUUCCAGUUAUAUAGAUUGUCUUUGUACAAACUUAGAAUAAUAACAACAUUGAGUAUUGAGCUGUGUUUUAAAAAUAAAGUGUAUUAUCUUUGUUGGGUAAAUACUGACACUUUUACUCUCCUUCUGUACUAUUAACACUUACUUUUCGUUAAAGUAUUACAAAGAUUGUGAGUGUCCCUCACAUAAACAGAUGCUCAGCUCAUUUUAUAUAAUAGAUGUUUUUGUGACAUUCGUAUUUGCAUGUAUUGGUACUAUUAGCACUAUUAAAUAUUUAAUAUAAUCUUAUAAUACUUUCCUUUGAAACUAGACGUCUUACUGUAACACAGAUUUUAUGUUAGUAAGUCACAGGAGAAUAAAAUUCUUGGCUUAGUUCA
Rhinolophus ferrumequinum (greater horseshoe bat) is the source of this 6223-nucleotide messenger RNA. It is a transcript of the gene BBS12, whose product is annotated as Bardet-Biedl syndrome 12. The coding region runs from base 265 to 2397 and encodes 710 amino acids. Gene Ontology annotation, biological process: photoreceptor cell maintenance; chaperone-mediated protein complex assembly. The transcript has a single exon. Gene Ontology annotation, molecular function: ATP binding. The record is from RefSeq and is a predicted model, not a curated record. Lineage: Eukaryota; Metazoa; Chordata; Mammalia; Chiroptera; Rhinolophidae.